UGUUGUGGUUGUGUCAGGCGAGGCGAGGCACGUGUGGCGGGGAGCCUAACAAACCCCGUAAAACACUCCAGAAGAAGAAGACUAACAGUGCUCUGAGGCCGUGGUCCCAAAGCCUAACUAGCCCGUAAAACACUCCAGAAGAAGACUAACAGUGCUCUGAGGCCGUGGUCCCAAAGCCUAACUAGCCCCAUAAAACACUCCAGAAGAAGACUAACAGUGCUCUGAGGCCGUGGUCCCAAAGCCUAACUAGCCCGUAAAACACUCCAGAAGAAGAAGACUGACAGUGCUCUGAGGCCGUGGUCCCAAAGCCUAACUAACCCGUAAAACACUCCAGAAGAGGAUUAGGAGGAAGAGGAGGAGGACCUACAAAGCGAUAAGGGUUAAAAGAAGAAGAGUGAGAAGAGAGGAAGACGUCAAUGAAUGAAGAAAUGGAGACACUAACAAAAGAUAUGAAAGAGAAGGAGACAGAGGAGGAGGAGGACAACAACAACAACAACAACAAUGACAAAAACAAAGACAUACAAGGCGAGACCAUUGGCGGCGAUGGUGAUGGCAGCUUGUCCCUUCCAUCGGUCGAGGCGGUUGGGGUGCGGCACGCGAUGGCCCUGCUUGGGGUGGCCGGGGAGGUGCCGUUGGACGUGGCGCGCACCAUCCUGGCCGCACACUACCGCACCUUAAGGGCCACAAACUCCACAGGCCGUCAGCGUCUCACCGGGGGGUUCAUCCAGUGUCCGUCCUGCAGCACCCCUUGGAUCGCCGGCCUCUGCAAGCCUCGUCUCCUCGGCUGCCCACGGGACCCCAAGGCACAGCGCGGGAGGCUCCGACGCGUCCUUCGCCGCUCCAAAACUCACCCUGGGAAGCUCACGUCCUCGGAAAAGUCAAUUCUCGCGCGCUACCGAGGCCGCGGAAAUGUGAUUGAGGUCUCGUGUCUUGUCUGCCGGCAUAAGAAACAAGAGCUCUUCCCUUUACCUGAGAGAGCGAAGAAGGAGGAGGAGGAGGAGGAUGGGGGUAAGAGGAGUGUGAAGAAGAAGAAGAAGAGGAAGGGGAAGGAGAUCAACGCUGGUCUACACUUAUCCUCCUCCUCCUCCUCCUCUUCCACAGUAAAGAAGAAGAAGGGAAGUGCAAUUGAAGAGUCACCCAUCUUCACCACAUCAACCAGACCAGAGGGAGACACACACACAAACACCCACCCAUCCACAGAUACCCCGGGCAACCUCCCACGCCCCUCCCACAAGAACAACUCCUCCCACCCUCGCUUCAAGACCCGAACCAAAGUCCUGCUAGGCAAGGACGCCCCCGGAGCUACCCUGCAUAACCCUGCCUCAGCCCCUACCCCCGGCAAGGCUAGGGAGAGGAAGAAGGCUGUGGAGAACUUGAAAAGGGUGAUGAGUCGGGAGAAGGUCAAGAGUGAGGUGUGCGGCGAAAGGAACAGGAAUUCGCUCGGUAGUUUCUUGGAUUCGCUGUUUUGAGAAUGCGUUUGUGUGUGUGUGAGAGAGAGAGAGAGAGUGUGUGUGUGAGGGAUAGUGUGUGUGUGUGUGUGUGUGUGUGUGCGCAACCUAGCGGACUAAGUAUCCAUCUCUUGUAUGUUUGUAAAAAGAAAUAAUUUAAUACCAAACU
Messenger RNA from Eriocheir sinensis (Chinese mitten crab), 1617 nucleotides. RefSeq lists its product as uncharacterized. NCBI's taxonomy places the organism in Eukaryota, Metazoa, Arthropoda, Malacostraca, Decapoda, Varunidae. The transcript is spliced from 3 exons. Bases 417 to 1469 code for a protein of 350 amino acids. The record is from RefSeq and is a predicted model, not a curated record.